Molecule: messenger RNA, 8925 nt
Organism: Dama dama (fallow deer)
Lineage: Eukaryota; Metazoa; Chordata; Mammalia; Artiodactyla; Cervidae
Gene: BNC2
Product: basonuclin zinc finger protein 2
Exons: 6
Coding region: 1144-3987 (947 amino acids)
Biological process (GO): regulation of DNA-templated transcription
Cellular component (GO): nucleus
Source: RefSeq, a predicted model, not a curated record
UGGUGCCUCACUGUACUAUAGCAGUAUUAAGAUUAUAAAAUUGGUUGACAGUUUUUUAUUUAGAAAUAAGGGAUGGGUUAUUGCUUCUUUUUAGCAGUGUGUCUCAAAGUUCCUGAGGUUUUCAGAGGAACCGCAUUACAAUUGAGAGGUUUAACAUGCUGCAUGUGCAUGAUCACAGACUUUACUCUUUUCUUUCUCUUGAUAACUGGUCGAAGAUGCUUUGAGAUCAUCGUGUUGAUUGAUUUGAUAUGAGCAAAAAAGUGUAUCUGCCUGAAUUUAAAUAGAAAUUAGCCUCUGUAAUUUUAGUUUCAUUGCUUUAAGUAGUGCUGUCUGCAGUUUUACUAGGCUUCCCACUUGUAACAUAAAAAUUGGAUUUGAAUAUACUUUGGUAAUAAGUCAGAUCAUUUAAAAAAUCAGAUAUCUUUAUUGCUGGAUUUUAUAUAUGUUAAAAUGACAGUCUGAUUUCAGCAUUUAUAUUUUGAAAUGGAAAUAUUUCACUUAGGAUUUGAUAAUCUUUGCUUCUCUGUUGGCUUGAUUUCCCACCCCCUGUUCCCCAAGUCAAUUCCUUUUUUUUUUUUUUAAUUAAUUGCUGUCCUCCUAGCUAGAAUUAGCAUGGUUUGGCUAAGGUGAAGGGAUUAGAAUGACUCUUCAAGGCAUGAUAAUGUCUGUUUAAAGAAAAGGAAGAAAAAAAAGUCUUUUAACUGGGGCUUAAGACUAAUUCCAUCUACUAAGGAGACAAAAAUUACGCUAAAGGAGACAAUUUGGCUUUAUUUUCUGUGUGCAUGUUAACCUGCAUAGCGAUCAUUAUUUUGUAUUUUAGGGUGUUCUCUGAAGGAAGAUGUUCUUUACUUGCUGUAGGAAGGGGAUGUGACCUCAUUCUAGGAGAUGAAGGCUGGAACACCUUCUGCCUUUUUGCAGGGAUAACCACAGUUCACCUGGCUAUUGUUCAGGGCCAUCCGCUGCACGCUGGUGAACUGCACAUGUGAGUGUUUCCAGCCGGGGAAGAUUAACCUGAGGACUUGCGACCAGUGUAAACAUGGCUGGGUGGCACACGCCUUGGAUAAGCUCAGCACGCAGCACCUGUACCACCCCACCCAGGUGGAGAUCGUGCAGUCCAACGUGGUGUUCGACAUCAGCAGUCUGAUGCUCUACGGCACGCAGGCAGUGCCCGUGCGGCUCAAGAUCCUACUGGACCGUCUGUUCAGCGUCCUGAAGCAAGAGGAGGUGCUCCACAUCCUGCAUGGCCUGGGCUGGACGCUGCGCGACUACGUCCGGGGGUACAUCCUUCAGGAUGCUGCUGGCAAGGUGCUUGACCGCUGGGCCAUCAUGUCUCGAGAAGAGGAAAUCAUCACCCUUCAGCAGUUUCUGCGGUUCGGAGAAACCAAAUCCAUCGUGGAGCUGAUGGCGAUCCAGGAGAAGGAAGGGCAGGCCGUAGCUGUACCAUCUUCAAAGACAGACUCAGACAUCAGAACUUUCAUUGAGAGCAAUAAUCGCACCAGGAGUCCCAGCCUCCUCGCCCAUCUAGAGAACAGCAACCCUUCCAGCAUUCAUCACUUCGAAAACAUCCCCAACAGCCUCGCCUUCCUGCUGCCAUUCCAGUACAUAAACCCGGUCUCAGCCCCGCUGCUAGGAUUGCCUCCGAACGGGCUGCUGUUAGAACAACCAGGACUGAGGCUGCGGGAGCCCAGCCUUUCGACCCAGAAUGAAUAUAAUGAGAGCAGUGAGUCUGAAGUCUCCCCCACGCCCUACAAGAACGAUCAAACACCCAAUAGAAAUGCCCUGACCAGCAUCACUAACGUGGAGCCCAAAACCGAGCCAGCCUGCGUGUCCCCCAUUCAGAAUUCUGCCCCAGUCAGUGACCUGUCCAAAACUGAACACCCGAAGAGCUCAUUCCGGAUCCACAGGAUGAGAAGGAUGGGGUCGGCCUCCCGGAAGGGAAGAGUGUUCUGUAACGCGUGUGGGAAGACGUUCUAUGACAAAGGUACUCUCAAAAUCCAUUAUAAUGCGGUUCACCUGAAGAUCAAACAUCGGUGUACCAUUGAAGGCUGCAAUAUGGUCUUUAGCUCCCUUCGCAGCCGUAACCGCCACAGUGCAAACCCUAACCCUCGCCUUCACAUGCCUAUGCUAAGGAAUAACCGAGACAAAGAUUUAAUCCGGGCCACGUCCGGGGCUGCCACCCCCGUCAUAGCAAGUACAAAAUCGAAUCUCACACUCACGAGCCCUGGCCGGCCCCCAAUGGGUUUUACCACUCCCCCACUAGACCCCGUCUUACAGAACCCUCUCCCUAGCCAGCUGGUGUUCUCUGGGCUAAAGACUGUCCAACCAGUUCCUCCAUUUUAUAGAAGUUUACUCACUCCAGGGGAAAUGGUGAGUCCUCCGACCUCCCUCCCGACCAGUCCCAUCAUCCCAACCAGUGGUACCAUAGAGCAGCACCCCCCACCCCCCUCUGAGCCAGCAGCGCCAGUAGUGAUGAUGGCCACUCAUGAGCCCAGUGCCGACCUGGCGCCCAAGAAGAAGCCCAGGAAGUCCAGCAUGCCUGUGAAGAUCGAGAAGGAAAUUAUCGAUACCGCCGAUGAGUUUGACGAUGAAGAUGACGACCCCAAUGACAGCGGGCCUGUGGUCAAUGAUGGGAGCCAUGACAAUCACUGCCACUCCCAGGAGGAGAUGAGUCCGGGCAUGUCUGUGAAGGACUUUUCUAAGCAUAGCAGGACCCGGUGCAUUUCAAGGACAGAAAUAAGAAGGGCUGACAGCAUGACUUCUGAGGACCAAGAACCUGAGCGGGACUAUGAGAAUGAGUCUGAGUCUUCGGAGCCCAAACUCGGUGAGGAAUCCAUGGAGGGGGAUGAGCAUAUGCACAGUGAAGUGAGCGAGAAAGUCCUGAUGAACAGUGAGAGGCCGGACGAGAACCACAGUGAGCCCUCUCACCAGGAUGUCAUCAAGGUGAAGGAGGAGUUUACAGAUCCCACUUACGACAUGUUUUACAUGAGCCAGUACGGACUGUACAACGGCGGGGGUGCCAGCAUGGCAGCCCUGCACGAGAGCUUUACAUCGUCCCUGAAUUACGGCAGCCCUCAGAAGUUCUCCCCAGAAGGGGACCUGUGUUCUAGCCCAGACCCUAAAAUCUGUUAUGUGUGCAAGAAGAGUUUCAAAAGCUCCUACAGCGUGAAGCUUCACUACAGAAACGUUCACUUGAAAGAGAUGCAUGUCUGCACGGUGGCCGGCUGCAACGCUGCCUUCCCCUCUCGCCGAAGCAGAGACAGAAACAGAAAUUUACGGAUGGAAAGAACCAUAGGUCCAGGACAUCGAGACAGCCUGCAUCUGCGUAGACACAGUGCCAACAUAAAUCUGCAUCGUAAACUGUUGACCAAAGAACUCGAUGACAUGGGCCUGGACUCAUCACAGCCCUCCCUUAGCAAGGACCUCCGGGAUGAAUUUUUGAUGAAGAUCUAUGGGGCCCAGCACCCCCUGGGGCUCGACAUCAGGGAAGACGCCUCCUCUCCCGCGGGGACGGAAGACUCCCACCUGAACGGCUAUGGGAGGGGCAUGGCGGAGGACUACAUGGUCCUGGACCUGAGCACCACCUCCAGUCUCCAGUCCAGCAGCAGCAUCCAUUCCUCCAGGGAAUCCGACGCCGGCAGCGAUGAGGGGAUUCUCCUGGAUGACCUUGACGGGGCGAGUGACAGCGGGGAGUCGGCGCACAAGGCCGAGGCCCCCACCCUCCCUGGCGGCCUCGGGGCUGACGUUUCAGGGUCUCUGAUGUUCAACAGCUUGUCCGGGAGCACUGGUGGGAUCAUGUGUAACAUUUGCCACAAGAUGUACAGCAACAAGGGGACGCUGAGGGUGCACUACAAAACCGUGCAUUUGCGAGAGAUGCACAAGUGCAAAGUCCCCGGUUGCAAUAUGAUGUUUUCCUCUGUGCGAAGCCGGAAUCGGCACAGUCAGAACCCUAAUCUCCACAAAAACAUUCCCUUCACUGCAGUAGAUUAGUCUCAGAACGGACACUGCAAAUGCCAGCUCUCACCAGAUGGCCUAUGUAUCUGAACUGCCAUAGUGUGUGCUAGUGUACUUGGGGGAGGGUGUGUGUGCCCGCGUGUGUGUACACACACACGCGGGCACACACAUUUUCUUUUCUUUAGAUAUAAGAAGAUAAACACUAGGUGCUUUUGAAAUUUUUUGUCUUUUUCCUUUAUAGUUUUGAGAAAGAAGUCAGAUCUUUUCAUUUGGAGGUGAAACAGAAUACCCUUUAAAUACACAUGCGCACACACAUAAAAGCGUGCAACUAGCCCAAACUUUGACAGAGUAACAAUUUUUGGUCCUCUCCAAAGAGACAAUUUGUUGUACCUAUGACUGUUGCCUGCAAAGAGAUAAAGGGGGGGAACAAAAACAAAAAAGGAACUUCUUAUAGUUGUCUUUUGUGAACUUUAAGGUUUUGAGAGAAUCUUCAAUUAAAGCAUGGCAGAUUCACCUGUAAAUAUUUAGCCUUGAGAGGCCAAUGAUGUAAAACAAUUGUAUUGAUGGUUGUUUAACUCUUUUGUUUAAUUUUUACAGUUACAUCCAGCUGUUAGAUAUACAGGAAAAAAAUAGUUUGCUGGCUAGCUCUAUUCAUUUAUGUUAGCAUUAAUGCACAUUUUUUAAGGAAAAAAAAAAACAUGGUCUUGUUUUUACUACCUGCUAGAUAUAGUGAUAAAGAGGUGCUGGCAUGCCUUACAGCACAGAUCUGAUUUUUUAAAAUGUCCUGUACUAGUACAUAAAUCCAGUCAUGCACUUUUUUUCAUACACUACAAGGGGAUGUGUAAUAUCCAUGCUUCUUUUUUAUCCUUAAACUAUUGCCAUACUUCAAGUAAGUGUCUUUUUUAAAAAAUUCACUUGUAUAAAAAUGGUCUGGUCAGUAUAGGGCACAAAUGCCAAACAAAAGUAUUAGUGUUAACACAAAACUGCCAACUUUGCACAAGUUUCCAGAAAAGAAAAUACAAUUAGUCACUCAACAUAACCACAGGCCAAUUUGUCGGCCACCAGAAAACCGCUUUGAAAAAAAACACUUGGUGAUGCUUUCAAGUGCCGAAUGUUAUUACAAUCAACAUUGUAUCCUUCUUGCUUAUAUGUUAAGUUACAUAAAAGGAAAACAAAGUGAUGCGUGUGAAACAGCCAAGGCAUUUAUUCUUUAGAGGCAGGAUAAUAUUUCAGGAUACAAAAGCCCAAAUUACUCACUACGGAGCAAAGCUGAAUACAGUGAAAGAGCUGAACACUCAUGCGCAAGGACCUGACCCUUCUCCAUUAAAGAGAGGGAGAAAGUCUGAACUGAGUUGGUUUGUUAUGUGGCUGUGUAAUUUGUCGCAAGUUAUGAAGUAGUACUAAGAUUCAGGCCGGUUUGAUAGACAAAAAUCAAAAGACAUUUAAUGGCAGAGGCGGCAGUACUUGGAAGCUUUGCAAACAUGUGCUGAACUUGAACUAAGCAAUACUCCUUUCUGAGAAGCCAGAAGAAGGGGGUUUAAAAUAGGAUCUCUCACUGUUUAGUGUUUUGCGUCUCCCCCACGCGAUUUGUCAGAGAGAAAUGAAAGCAAGCCUGAAACCAAGCAAUCGAGAGUGAGAAAGCGCAGGGAGAGGGUUCUCCGAACCUUUUUUGUUUUGUUUUGUUUUGUUUCCGAUGUUUACACAUGUUGCCUGAGCUGGUUAACCACAUCGGCAGCCUCAGCUACCACAACAUACUGACUAAAUGAUGAUAUUUACUCAAAUUCAGUCUGCAGCCAAAACCAUUAGGGUGUGCAUUGCAGACUGUUUUGUUGUCUUUUUUUUUUUUUUUUUAAGUGGAGGGGGAAAAAGAUAAACAAGGCAUAUUUUGUCAAACAGGACACAAUAAUUUAAAGAGAAUGUAUUUCUUUUCAGCAUUUAAGGGCCUCAAACAUUUCUUUCAUCAGUCUAAAAGUUAGAAUUACUCCCUUUGUCUUAACUUUUUAAUGGCAUUUCCAUUUUUCAUACGUUUUGUAAUUAUUUUUUUCUAGGUUCACAUCAGCAUUCACUUCCGUUAAAUUUGCCAAAGGAAACUGUUAAUAUGUUUCUCUUGUUGUUAGUCCUGUAGGAUUUAUUGUACCUCAGUAUUUAUUCUUUCCAAAAAUAAGCAUCAUUAAGUUGAGGCUUCAGUAUUUUUUUGUGUGAAAAUUUCAGAAACAAUGGAAUCUUAAGAUAAGCUAGAUGUGUCUAGCAGCUUUAUCUUUUCAUCUCCUUCAGAGGAUGCUAUGGGGUUCAUUUAAUUCAUUUGUUCUACAGUGAGGAGAGACCAAAAGUAAUUUGCAGUACAAAAGAAACUAUAUCAAACACUAUGUUUUAAUGACAAAUGUUUACGGUAAAAAAGCUGAGGAAUUAGUGCUAACCGCUUUUGUUUUUCUUGUACCUUUGAAUUCCCCAAAGUCGCUUUAUUUCAGUGUUGUUAAACUGAAUAGACAGAGAUGUUUUCCUUUGUUUUAUACCACAUAAGACUCUGUACAGUAUGUUUGUGGAAGAUUGAACUAGAAUAAUGAAAAUUUGUUUGCAAACAUUUUGGUCCUCUUAGCCUUCUGUGUUGCGCUAUUGCUCCAUUAACCAAAUGAUUUGAUUCCAGAAGGGCGGAAAAAAUAUUUUGUUGGUAUCCCAGCAAAAGGUUAUGGAAACACUAGCUUUGUGAGUGUACAUAGACCAAGUGACACUUUUAUGAAAUAACACACUUUCAGCGAUUUUUAACAGUUACACUCUGGGUUGAGAUAUUAGAACUCAGCUUGUACAAAAUCAGUGCUUAGUCUGUUUAAUGUCAACUAAAAGGUCUAAAAGCCCUAAUGAGUGAAUUACAUAGCUGUCAGCAGGUCACAACAAAGGCACCAGGCUUAGAACAAGUGUUUGGUACUCACCAGAAACCAGGCUGAUGUGGAUAUCCACUUAGAAUAAGCCCAGAAGUAACAAGAUUCUCAAGCAGAAUUUCCAUUGCUCAGAAGCAUGAAUGUGUUCACCUGCCUUUUGUUGGAUAAAUGACAGUGAGUCCUGGACAACCUGCCCUUUUUAAGUCUCUCCCCUCUUUGCUACUAGUUUUGUGCCUCAAGUGCCCACAUGUUAUGGUGGCCUUUUAAGUGGGUGUAUAAUAUUUUCCAGUUUAAAGCCUAAUUGCUUAAAAGGGACAGGGGGAUUGGACAGAAGUGGUCCAUAAGAUGUAGAAUCAUAAAAACGUACAUUUCGUCUAGUCCCAGAGUGUUGCUUGUUCUUGGGUGUGUGCCUGAGUGCAGUGUUUUGACUUAACUCUAAAUCUAGUUAAGAUGGUGAUCCCAAGGCUUAUUUGCAAAUGGGAAGGAUGAUGUGAUCAUUAUUUUAACCAUUGAGCCCUUCCUCUUUGUCCAUUCAUACUCAUUUCUUUUUUCAUAGGAGUUUUCUGUUGUGACACAGGCUCUGUCCAGCUGCAUCCAUGCUAGGGCAGUUGAGAAAGGAAUAGGAUGCAGCGUUUCAUCCAAGCAACCUUUCCCCACUUGAUUCAUUUUAACCAGCAUUCUGUCACAGGUACAAAAUGGCAGUAUUAUUAACAUGCAUGUGUGCUAGGUGGUAUUGAAAUGUUCUGUUUUGAUCAUUUUAAGUUAUGUGUUUGUAAGGAUCAGAAAGGCUUAGUCUCCUUUAAGGAUUGUCUGUGUGUUGUGGAGGGGGAUGACCCGGAGCAAGAAUAACGAGAGAUAAUAAAUAAUUUGGUAUUUAAAAUGUGAUAAAAAGCAUGACAUUCUUCGUUCUGCUAUUAAUUGUAUAGAAAUAAGUCCGUGCAUUUCAGAUCUUAGUCCAGGCUGAUGCCUUUUAAAGCUGGCAAACAUCUCUUUUGAAAUUGUUUUUAGCACAAUGACACCACUGUCCUUACAGUGUAAUCUCUUUGGUAAUGAAUUCCCAGGCCCUUCCAGUAUGAGGAGAAAGGCGCAUAACUGGUUAAUAGCCUGUUAGUGUGUGUGUGUAUAUAUAUAAUAUAUAUAAUAUAUAUUAUAUAUAUAGCUAUUUUUUUAAAAAGGCAAGCUUUGAAUAUAUCAAGAAGGGGCUGUUGCAGAGGCAUUCUCCUCAUUUUACUCAGGGGAAACCAUGCACUAGGUUUCCACCAAAUAAAAAGUGACCUUUUGUUCCUUUUCCUCUGUACACACCCCUCAUGUGUGCCAAGCAAAUGAGAACAGAGGCCCUUGGGAAUUAAAACAGAAAGAAGCCAGUAACCAGAUUGAGAUGGACAUGCUGCUAACUGCCAGCCGUUGACCUGAGCAGUCCUAACUUGCACUUGGUCUUUAGUGUUGGGCUAGAUCGACUAAGUAAAUAAAUGUCAAUUGUCAUAAGACACGCUACAUCUACUGUCAUAUGAAACAAAUCAGCCAGAAGAUACUUUCUUUGAUCUUAUGGACACACUCCUUCUCUUGAGCUUUGCAAAAAUUAUGACAAAUUUUGGGGUUUAAAAAAUCACUUACAUUUCACCCAGACUUGGAAUAUUUAGAGGUGUUUGCUUCUCCUUCUCAUUCUCUGUGUUUCUAAUGGGAGGGGUUUAAAUAAGUAUGGAGGGCUUUCGGAGACAGGUGCCACAGAGACUGGAGGGAAUCACAGUUUUUUACAGUGAAGUGAGGGGUGUUAAGUAGAGGACCCGUACCUGUCCUGGUUUCAAGAUAACUAGAAAAGAAAAUAGUGAACUCACGGAAAGGAGGCAGUCAAGAGAAACGUCCGGUGCAACUCUGCCUAGCAGUGGGUGGGAGCGGAUCCAUGCAGUGCAUCCCAGAGCACCCCAUGACCAGGUGCCUCACUGAAUCCUAGUCUGAGAAGGGAGGAGGAAAGCAAGAGUGAUGCCUGGAAUACCUCAAGUCCAAGCCAGGUCAGGAGAAUCAACUAUGGCAGUCAGUGGCUGGGUGGGGGUGUGGUGUUCUUUUUUUCUUACUUUUGGAGCGGAAGUGAUGCUGAAGU